GGAGCUGCAUAGCGUGGAGCCUAACUAGUGCCUUAGUAAAUACGACCACUCUCCACUAGCCAUCAGAGAUACACCAAGACCCAAUGCCUCCUACCUCGUGCCUUCUUCCUCAGCUGGGAACGUUCCCCGUGCCUUUUGUUUCAACAUGAGCGUUCCUCAAGCAUUCUGCCUCAGCUGAGAACGUUCCUCGAGCUUUCUGCCUCUUGAUAUCAACAUUUAUUGUGUAUUAUUAACAUUUAUUGCGUGUUUUUCCACUGCUGUUAACGUUUUAAACGUGCCUUUUGCCUUUAUAGGCUCGUCCCCGGUGCCUUCUAUCUCAUUUAUAAACGUUCCUCGUGCCUUUUGGACGUACACUGAACAUACGUGCUUUUAUUGCCUACUUAGAACGCAACUAUAGACUAAGCAGUGAAUGUUGAUUGUGCUACCUGUAGUGAUUAAUCCUAGUUUCUGGGACACUGUGAACGUUGGUAAUAAUGCUAUUUGUGUAGGGAACGUUGCAUGUAGUGAACGUUUAUUGCACUUUGUAUCCGUAUAGUGAACAUUGCUAGUGCCUUCUUUAUCCGUACAGUGAAUGCUGGUGGUCUGUUCCAUCAGUGUAGUACAACGUAGUGAAGAACUGGCAUACCACUGUGCCUUCCCGAGUCUUGUAGUGCUUGUGGUGUUAGGCAUCAAUGUCUUUGCAAAGUUUGUAUUAUUAAACGUUCGUUUAGUACUGCACCUUAUGUACUUGGGAGGAAAGUAAGAGCUCCUGAAGGUGUUGAAGGAGUGGCAGGUGAAGGUGGAGUGAAAACUGGGGUGUUAUUGAGAAUUGUAGAGCCCCCCGGGCAGUCAUUAGUCGGGGUGGAUCUACCGGGUAUGUUUCCACCUGGAGGCGCAGGUGGGUAUGGCCAGGAGGGGGGCCAGAACCUGCUCUCCCCCUCCAUGUACACCUCUCAUAGUCAUACCCACAUGCUACCCUACAAUUCUUACUCCUCCCAGUUGGUGCAGCCAUCCACACCCUCACCCUCCAUGUGGCAGUCCUCCACCCACACUGCCCUGGUACCCACAGCUCCGCCCACAGAACAGACCUUCUCCUCGCCUCUGAGCUUUAACUGUGGGCGAGAGGGGUAUCUUCAAGGGGCCGGAAGCCAGAGUCUACAGGCACCCUUCAGUUCGUAUCCAACGUAUGCUCAGAUGAACCAUGGAAUGUGGCGGCAUUACGACUCCAUGAGUCUUCAAGGUUUUACCAAUUGCCCUGGGAGUGAGUUCUUCGCUGAGAGUCGCGAGUGUGUCAACUGCGGUGCUGUUCAGACGCCACUAUGGCGGCGGGAUGCCACCGGCCACUAUCUCUGCAACGCCUGUGGCCUCUACACCAAGAUGAACGGCAUGAACAGACCCAUUAUCAAGCACUCCAGGAGGCUGGUCAGUGCUGGGCCAGGCCUGCCCUGCGAGGAUGGCUUCUCCUUCCAGACAUCAGCGAGGAGAAUGGGUCUGAUGUGUUCAAACUGUGGCACCACCACCACCACACUCUGGCGACGCAACAAUGAAGGUGAGCCAGUGUGCAAUGCAUGCGGCCUCUACUACAAGCUCCAUGGUAUCAAUAGGCCGCUCCAGAUGCGGAAAGACUCCAUUCAGAGCCGCAAGAGGAAACCUAAGAACAAGAAGACAGAGGAAGGAGGAGAUGAGAAGGAGAAGGAUAAGAAAACCACAGAGGAGAAGCCACUGAAGGAGACAGAACGGCGCCCUACUGACCCCACUGCCACACCUGUAGUCCCCAAGCCCCCUCAGCAACCCCAGCCUUCCCAACCCCCACCUCAGCAUAGCCAGCCAGUAGCCAUCCCCAGCACCAGCAGCCAGUCAAGUGUCAAGGUGAAGCAGGAAGGCUACUCUUCGUUCUCAUCGCUACCCAGCCCACCAGCGGGACUUAUGUCUCCACCAGUCACCCCAAGCCUUAACUGUACCUCCUCCAAUGGCAUGUUUGCCACUUACACCUCCACCACCCCAAACUUCACCAAGUUAAUGAUAAGCUAGAAGAACGUUUCACUCAUAAGGAAGAUGCUGAAGUACUCAUGAGGGAGGAGAGGACUAAUUUGAGACUGUUUUCCAUAUACUUUGACUGGGUGUGUGGGAACCCAGUCUUUUUCUUAAUGUUACUGUACGUGAUUGUGCAUGUGCCUCUCUUUAGAGAACAUUGGCCUGGUAUUGAGAGGACCUUGAUGGAGGAUAGUUGUAUCCAGGCUCUUGCCUCCUUUUCCCCGAUGAACGACCAAUAUAGCCAGGACGACUCCCAGUUUAACCUGGAAUAAAGUGCUAUAUUAAUUAUUAAGCAUAUUAUAGUCAUAGAGAAAAUUGUGAAGGUAAUACAGUGUCUUGAAAGUUGGAGGUAAUUAGGCUUGAGCUGAGGAAGUAAAGCUCUAAUUUCUAGGAUCAUGCCACCUCCUUUUAAGGUUAUUAAGCUUGUGAUUGAAUUAUUUUUUGAAAUAAGAUAAGGCACGUCAGACGUAAGGUUUGCCCUAACCCUGGCACCAUAUCUGAGGAUCACCGAUUUCACUCUUUUCUGGUGUGGUCUGUAGUUGGUUAUUGCUUAUGGUAAUAGUGAAUGAAGCAAAAACCAAAGUGGAAAAUUCUUAUGACUGCAUUUUUGCAGCAAAUGGCAUUGUCUCACACCCCUCUUUCUAUUUAAGAUGUACAGGAUAGGUAUAUAAAUAACUACAUCUGUAUACACAGCUGCUUAUCUCUCAAUUUUUCAGAAUUGAUAAAAAAUGCUUAUAUCUGGAUUUCAUUUCUCAGUAAUAAUCACCGAGUGAUAUUAUGAAAGGUUAAUGCAGUCUGUACAUAAAGCAAAUUCUAUUUAUUUCUGCCUAUUUGUAAUCUAGAGAAUUAAAAUUGAGGAAGUGCUAGACUCAUACAGGGCCUGGGAAAAGGGAAUGAAUUAGAUUUGAUCCAAGAAUGGGUUUAAUACCUUGGAUCAAGAGGCCUUCCAACAUCAGUGCACCUUCCUUAAGGGAAGGGGGGUGGCUUGCAGUCCAAUAAUAAUGACGACUGUGCAUUUGCUCAGGUAUUGUUCAAAGCAUACUAUGUGGACUAAAUAUUAUUAAAACUAGCAUAGAAUGACAAUAGUACCAUUUUUAACACACUGGCUGUCUCCCACUGAGGCAGGGUGACCCAGAAAAGAAAUGCUUUCACCAUCACAGUCUUGCCAGAGGUGCACUGAUAUUACAGUUCAGAAGCCCCUCCAAACUGCAGACAUCCCCACCCGUCCUUCAGAGUGCCAGCACUGUACUUCCCACCUCCAGGACUCGAGUACCAUUUAUAUCUUAUGAAUAUAAAAUACUGGGAAGGAGAAAAUUAGCAAUAUUCUCAUUUUAUUUGCUGAUACACAUACUUCAAAGACAAUUAUUGUUUUACUAGAACUACCUAUACCACAUUUAACUGUGGUAUAGUGAUAGUAUUGCAAAAAAAUAUUACUUUAUGAAGACAUUAAUUAUUAUGAAAACUCAUUGCUAUUGUAUAACUUGAGCUCUUCCUAGUUUGGCUGCAAAGCUAGUUUUCAAAAUAUUUAAAUGAAUUUGUUCUUGGUUUGUGAAGGCACUCUGAAGUUUGUAAACAGUUAUUAAUUUUCCUAAAUAAAUUUUGUUUAUUACGUUCCGUUUUUAUAUUAUGUCCAAGUAUGCCAUGUGCCUUUCUUGAUGGUAUUUUGAGUUGUAUGGAAGGAAAGAUUUUAAAGAAUUGUAUAAAAAAAAAAAAUGUUUCAGUGUAAUAUUUCAUCAUUUGUAAUUAGCAGACUGUCAUCAUGAACUUUUUACUGGAAAUAUAAAUGGGAUUUUUGACGUCUCAGGCAGUGCAAAGAGUCUGAAGUAUAUAUGGUUUCUUGUAAUAUAUUGGGCAAAGGGAUUAAUACAUAUGCACACAACUUAGACUAAAUGUGGAUAGGAUGUACUAGACGAAAAUGAAUACUUGUAUAUUUCUCAUCUGUUUAUUUAUUUUUUCUCUUAAGAACUUUCUCAGAAAGUUUUAUAUCAAGAGUAAAGGAUGGCACAAGGAAAGUACUGCUAAGACUUCGUUGUCACACUUACGAAAAAUAAUUGUUCUUGUUGUACACUAAUGUAUUGUUUUUAGCGACAUAUGGCUGUCCUGGUAUAAUACACACCAAAGCUCCUUUUUUUAUCUUCAUGCUACACCAAGGUAUCUUAGCUUCACAUUCAGAGAAUUUUUCAUUAAAAAUCUUGACAACAGAUUUCAAGUUUCAUCACAUGUCCUAUAUCAAGGCUAUGGGCUCUAGUUCAAUUUUUUCCUCGAGAAUAAAUUACCAAUAAUUUCUUAGUGCAAUGAGAUACAUUAACAAUAUUUCAUUCUUUCUACAUAAUCUGCUCUUUUAUUAGUUAUAUACAUAUUUUAGACUUUUUACGAAGCUCGCACCUGAAGGUGUACAUUAUGUAGACUUGAAAAAAUGAAACUUGUCCAAAUCAGACAAGAGUUUAAAUGCUAGCAACUAGACAUGAUAAUCACUGAGGCUGCAAUCCACUUAGACACUGAUGUCAAGGAUACAAUACUUUAUUCCUUAAUAUAGCUAAAAUUUCAAUGUUUGAAAAGAAAGAAUUUAAACAAACUUUUCUAUCUUUAAUUUUUUGACACCAGCCAUAUCCUAACGAGGCAGGGUGACCUGAAAAGCAAAGAGGAAAAUGAAAGAAUUUAUAAAAUAUGGCAUUGAAUUUAAAAUGCUUAACCCACUAAAGCUAAACCUAGUGUAAAUAAGACCAUUUCACCCAGAGAUGGCAUAAGUGGUGCAGGCCUCGAGGAGUAAUGUGGAGCCUUGAAGGAUGUGUGUGUAUAUACCAGUUUGACAACAUUCAUGUAAAUAUGCUCUUCUCCAAUAUACAGAUAACUUUUUUUUUUUUUGGUGUAGGUAACAGCUUAUAAUGCAGAUGAAUGUGUGAUAGCUCUGAGCCUUUAGACUGUCUGGAGUUGGAUAUAUGCUUUCUAGUUGCUGAUUGGUUGUAACUGUUUUUCAUCUACUUAGCCAGGCAUUAAGCAGAGCUUGAAAAUGGAAGGAUAUACACCUGAGAGGUGUAUAUUUCUUAUGGUAUUCUGAGUGUUUACUUCAUUCCCUGUUUUAGGGAUCAAAGUUUCCUUGACUGGUUACAUGCAAUCUUAAUCACCAAUCCAUAGGCUUUAAACCCGAUAAAUAAAUGAUGUAAACUAACAAUUGGGCAAGAAAAAGCUAACCAAUCAGCAUCUAGUGUUAUGAUAAUGACGUAAACGCCCAACGGGUAGCAUAACCAAUUAGCAUUUAGAUUCAUGUAAGUGUAAACGACAUGGCGUUGACCAAUAAUUAUCGAGCAUUACGCCAACCAAUAAAAAUACCAAUUAGCGUAAAGGAUCUCUAGUAUCUUGUACGACUGGUCAUGGUUCAGGCCAUAAAGUUUACAUAGUGUAAGUGUUUUAUGUGAAAGACGUACAUAGAAUUUUGUCAUGUCCAGACGCACGCACUGUAAUGUCCAGACCUUCACACUUUGUAACACUCGAGUUACAAAGUUUGUAUAAAUACUUAUUCUAUUUCUCAAUAUCUUAGUUUUAGCUAGACUUUAUCUGUGAAUUCUGAUUUGAUUAUAAAAAUACUGAUUUAUAUGUCUAUAAUUGCAGUUAAACAAUAAUAAAAUAAUUAACUAAAGGCCUUAGUUCCAAAAUGUAAAAGCUUUAGAAACUCUGAAUAGUAACGGAAAAUAAAUCUGUUCAGGGCA
Messenger RNA from Cherax quadricarinatus, 5720 nucleotides. RefSeq names its product transcription factor GATA-4. The record is from RefSeq and is a predicted model, not a curated record. Gene Ontology annotation, biological process: positive regulation of transcription by RNA polymerase II; negative regulation of transcription by RNA polymerase II. Lineage: Eukaryota; Metazoa; Arthropoda; Malacostraca; Decapoda; Parastacidae. Gene Ontology annotation, molecular function: DNA-binding transcription factor activity, RNA polymerase II-specific; zinc ion binding; RNA polymerase II cis-regulatory region sequence-specific DNA binding.